Messenger RNA from Diversispora eburnea, 1023 nucleotides. The record is from the annotation of a GenBank genome assembly. NCBI's taxonomy places the organism in Eukaryota, Fungi, Glomeromycota, Glomeromycetes, Diversisporales, Diversisporaceae.
AUGGCCAUACCAGAAGCAUUAAAUGUAACAAUAGGAUUCUUAGUUUCAUUAACAGCAUCUAUAAUGAAUGCAUUAGGAUUAAAUUUACUUCAAUUAGAUCAUGUCAAAAAUUCUUCGAAGCCAUUAAGAGAUCAAGUUAAUGAAUGUGGUAGACCUUUUUGGCAUUUUGGAUUAUAUAUUUAUAUUGUUUCCCAAGUUGUUGGUAGUACAAUUGCAUUAAAUUUUCUUAAAGCACAAUGGGUAGCUCCACUAGGAUCAAUAUCUUUAAUCUUUAAUUUUAUAUUUGCUAGAGCUUUUAUUGGAACAGAAAUUACAAGAAAAGAUAUUUUAGGAACUCUUGUUAUUAUAGUUAGUGUAGUUUGGAUUGUAGGAUUUGGUGGGAUGGGUAAAUCAAAUGAACAUCUUACAAUAACACAAUUAAAAUCAUUAAUGAUACGACCUGUAUUCAUUGCUUAUUUUUCAGUAUUAAAUAUAUGCACAUUUUCAUUAUUCAUAGUAACAAUUUAUAUUUAUUGGAUUUUAAGUGAUGAAAAUAGAAAAUUAAAAAAUAUUUAUCUUAAAAAUAUUAAAAUGGAUAAAUUAAAAAAAUAUGUUGGCGUUUCUAUGGCUGCAGUUGGUGGUUUAUUAGCAAGUCAAUCUUUACUUUUGGCUAAAAGUGGGACAAUAUUAGUUGUUACUUCAUUCGUUGAACAUCAUAGUCAAUUUACGGAUAUAACCAGUUGGUUUAUUAUAUCAACUUUAGCAAUAAUUGCCGUGUUACAAGUCUACUGUCUAAAUGUCGGUCUAAAAAUAAGUGAUUCCGUCUUAGUGGUUCCAAUCUUUUUUGGAUUUUAUACAGCUUUAGGACUAAUAAAUUCAAUAAUAUAUUAUGAUGAAUUAAAUGCUUAUCCUUAUUGGGUAUUAGCAUUAGUGGCAAUAGGAAUUUCAACAUUAAUUUAUGGAGUAUUAUUAUUAAAUCAAGAAAAUUUAGAAAAUUUAGAAUUACAAAUGGAAGAUGUUUCUGAAGUAGUUCAUAAGAAAUAA